AUGGAUCAGGCAGCUGCGCAGCGCCGGCUGAGAGCGAUCUCCGGGCACUUGAUCAAUUCCAGUGGCGAGCCUAGCCGGGGCCAGGAACAGUACGUCGUCGCCAGCCCAACUGCAGCAGAAUUCGUUUACGGUAUGUGCAGGAUGCAUAAAUCUCGUUGAGACUGCGAAGCCGGAGAUAAGAUGACAGGACUCUUCAGUUAUUCUGUAAUCUUCCCCAUCUCUUUCCGAUUGUACUCCAUGCGGAGGGAGGACUGUAACUAGGUCGAUAGUUAUUGAAGAUUUCCGUGGAUUUUUUUGACCUGUAAACAUGUCACCUAAACACUGGUGGAGAACCUUAGUACCAUGACUGCCCUGUAUCAUUAUUCUGACCUCGGAUGAACAGGAACUUAAAAUGCUUCAAAGGAAUAAUAAUUUACGAAUCUAGCUCGAAUUGGUCCUGUGAAGGUAUUCGUCGGGAGAUCGACCAGAUGGUAGAAUGUCAUUUGGUCCAUGCCUUAGUUAUGUGGUAUGCUGACGAUAAGAGAAACAUACUAGGCUUGAACUGUGUGGUAUCAACCAUCAUAUUACCUGUCCUUUAAUCAGAGAUAAAUAUUAGUUGGAGAUAAAAAGCACUAGCUGACAAGUAGAAACAUCUUGGAAUGCGCGUACUAUUUAUGUACAGAACCCUUGUUUGCGUAAGGUCUCAAAGUAGUAAUAUCCAAGUCCUUUUCUCUUCCUGGAAGCUAGGUGUUUUGACGAGCUGAACAACCCUUAUUGAUGUCACCUUCAUUACUACCAUUGUUCAUCAUCUUACGGUAAAAUUGUUAUUAUGCCAAUUCUAAACUGUCAUCUUUUCUGAGUAUACAACCUUGAGAAAAAAAUUCCGUAUAAGUUUCAUCAUUAACGUUGACCUGGUUUGAUUGAUCUUCUUUAUAUGAGCAGAUCAGGGUUACAGUGUUGUUCUUCCAGAAAAAUUGCAAACUGGGAAAUGGAAUGUUUACAGGUAGCCACUUUAGCUGUCAACAUCCCGAAUUUCGUGAUUAUGUUCGUAACUUGCUAGUAUUCCUGGUUGGCAGAUCUGCACGUUUUCCUUUGAAGCUUGUAACGAGGUUCCCAGACCACCCAGACAUUGGUACUCUCCACGAUAAUUUUGUGUAAGUCCUUGUAGCUAAUUUCUCCUUUUUACCACCUCCAUUUUAACGCCUAUGCAGUGGAUUACUGGACCUCAAUUCUGCAUGUUUUAUCUUUCGAAAUUAUCUACUAAUAGCCCAAAAUGAUUGGUACCCAAGUUAACAUCAGACCCUUUGUUAUGCUGGUGUGGUAAUUCACCUGGUUACUUGUACCAGGCAUGGAGUUGAGAGCUUCCGAGAUUAUAAAUACUUGGGAACACGGAUUAGAGAUGAUGGAACAGUUGGAGAGUAUGUUAUUUACCUAUUUUAUGGUUGAAUGGAGAUAUUUUUUGAAUUCUUUUGUCUGAACUCCUUUUUUUUUUUUACAUUAAAGAUACAAAUGGAUGACAUAUGGAGAAACAAGUACAGCAAGGACUGCGAUAGGUUCUGGUCUUGUUUGCAAUGGAAUACCUCAAGUGCGUUAUUUAUAUUCCAAUUUUCAUUUACAUUCAUUUGUUGUUAUUAUCCUACAUUUGAUGACAAUUUUUUUGAAUUUAGGUCUCUAUUUUUCGUUAAGUUGUUUAAUGGGUGAACUAAAGCAGAUUAUUAUCCUACAUUCAUUUGUUGUCUUUUAUCUUGUUGUAGGGUGCUUCAGUUGGACUAUAUUUUAUUAACAGACCAGAAUGGAUCAUUGUGGAUCAUGCCUGCUCUGCUUAUUCCUACGUUUCUGUACCCUUAUAUGAUACUCUAGGUAAGCUUCUCCCGAUAUGAAGCUCGUUACCUGUGCUUACGGACCAGAAUGUUGCUUAUCCGAAACUAUGUUAAUCACCGCAGGGCCAGAUGCUGUAAAUUAUAUUGUAAACCAUGCUGAUGUGCAGGCUAUUUUUUGUCUACCUCAAACUUUGGACAUUGUGAGUUUCAUUUCACGCUUGGAUCCUAUGUCGUGUUAUGAUAGAAUCAUGCUAAGGCAUAUUGCAUAUCAUCUGAUAAAGGAAACUAUAAGGACAAUUUUUAAUCAUUGAUUCAUAUCGUUGUUAUUUUCCCUCAGAAUUUUACUCCUCGCUAUACACCAAAUCUGGCAGAAUGAGAAAAUGAGAUUUAGUACGAUUUAUCCUGUAUUAUUGCCUAAGGAAUCGUGAAAAUAUUCUCCAGUAUUGUUUUGCUAUUGUGUGGGAGGGUAGAAAUGUACUUCUUACAUUCCAAAGUUGACAUCAGUGUAUAUAUAAAUGCCAAAUUUGUGCUUUCAUCUUUCCAGAAAACUUUAACUGAAAAGCAAUGCGUGGCUUUACACUACUGAUUAUGCUGUGAUGAUUGGAUAUUGUUGUAGCUUUUCUCGUUCAAAAAGUUUAACUGAAUCUUUUAUUUGCUUCUUCAAUAAAUGCUGGAAAGAAUUCAAGUAUAGUUCGUCAAGAUCUUUAAAUACUUUGAUAAGUUUUUGCUUUAUAUUUGAUGCAUUUUCUUUGAUGGAAAUAAUUUAUCAGGUUUGUCAUUACGCUUACACCUUAUUUCUUAUGCAUAAACCUUUGACUGUACUUGCUCUAAAUAUUAUUUUCACAUUCCUAUACCAUUGUCCCCAAUUUAGCUCAUGUUGUUUCAUUGGAACGUGCAGAUACUAAGCUUCUUGUCUCAGAUUCCAUCCGUGCGUUUAAUAGUGGUAUGAUAGGUUAUUUUACGAUUUCUUUGCUUAAAUUAAUUAGCAUCUACUUUCCUAUAUUUUGUAUUUUUGGUUUUCUUGAGCAGGUGGUUGAUGGGGUUGAUGAAAAGAUGCCAUCCCUUCCAGUUACCGCUGGUGUGAAAAUUGUAUCAUACUCUAAGCUACUUCAACAGGUAUUUUCUUUUUUAAUCACUUUUCAAGUUUAGGUUUUUCUUACGGAUGAUAAAUAUUGACUGCAUAUUUUAAUUGACCGAAGAAUGUUUGAAUUUUGGCUAAUAUACCUUCAGAUAUCUCCGAUGAAAUAGUAAACAUUAUUUGUUUGCUCUCUCUCUUAUCAUCUGAUGCUAAGAAACUAACGAUGCAAUGAUGGGCUGUCCGAAUUCAAAAGAUAAUUGAUAAUUGCUCCAAUGCUGAAAAUUUGAAUUUUCGGUAAUAGCCCUGUGGACAUUUUAUAGUUCUGGUGUAUGCUGCUGGACGACAACCUCCUUAGUGAUUGUACGUGAAAACCAAAUUUAUAUGCAUUCUUCCUUAGAUUACAGUCUUCGUUUCAAAAAGGAGGACGUUGUGAACAUGUUUGUAGUAAAUUUAUAACUCCUUCGAGCUCCUUAUAUUAGUUCUUCAAAUCCUCCAUUUUUCAUUGUUAUGGGGUAUGUGCAAUUGUCCUUCAAGAUCUAAAAUUUUCAUUUGAACUUGGUUCGUUUUAAAUAUAGACUUUUUGUUUCCUCACUCGAGGUACUUAUGCCUGAGAAAUUUUUAUCUUCAUAAAAAAUCUGAAGGGUCUAUACUUUUGCCCGCUACUUGUGGCAAGCUCCAUCUAUUGGCCUCUUAUUUCUCUAGUUCUAUAACCUAUAUUCUCUACGAAAUCCAGAGGGGAUUCGUGUUUUAAUGAAAUAAUGUGAUUCGUUAAACUUGCUUCAUCAACCCAAGUUAUUGAGAACAAUAAUAUGAUUAUUAUCCUAGUUCAAAAACUUACAUUGACUUCGGGUUGCCGUAGAUAACCUUUUUUUUCUAUUUUUGCUUCCUCUUCUGAUAGUGGUAAGUAGAGAAAUUCAUUCUUGAGAAGUAGCUUAUGAGGCGUGGUUAUGUCAGGUGAAUAUAAAUGGCUAAGAAGGCAUUUUAUCUUUUUUCGUCUUAGAAUGGGCAUAGUCGUAUGACACCCGACUGUUAUCUUGUGGGUGGCUAAUUUUUAGAUUUCACAUUCCGGGUACACCUGUACUCUCUUCUCUUCAUACUACUAUGAAUUCUUCACAUUUUACGGUCAAGUUCCGUAGGUCACCCAGGCCUAAAUCCUAAAGGAGAAAAAAAGAGCAGAAAAUGCGAAAGGGAGGGAUUACAUUUAAUUUUUUUACUUCCCACGAUAUAUCUGUAGGUCUACAUGGUAUAUGAGUGCAAAAGAAGGAAAUAACGUAAGUUCUAUUUUGCAUUAGAUAAACUAGCUGUUUUCAUCUCAUUCAUAUUACGCGUCCCUUUGCUGAAAAAUCCAUAUUAAGGCUGUAUCUAAGGUAUCUUAUAUGUCAGUAUUUCAAUGUGCAUCGUGUUCUAUACGUGGAUACCACCCUAAGAAGCUAGCAUCCUGAGUGUCAAUUGCAUUAGCCAGAAAAGUUCAGAGAGUCAUUGAUAUUCUCUUUUUCUGAGUAUUUACCCAUCCAUAUCUACAGCCGUUAUAUAUCGUAUUAUGUUUUGAAGACCAGUUGAUUUCCUGAUUUGAUCAAUCAUUUCAUUUCACCUCUUUUGCACUUGAAACUAUUUCAUUUUUCAGGGACGGAGCAAUGUUCAACCAUUUCGCCCUCCAAAGCCUGAGGACGUUUUUACAAUCUGCUAUACUAGUGGAACAACUGGAACACCCAAGGUACCUAGGAGAAUGAUAUGAGUAUAGGCUAGUCUGAUGAAUUCAUAAUGACUUGCAAUGUGUUUCUACUUUCUUCUUUCCUCCUUUUAAUCCAUUUUCCCAAUGAGUACCCUAUUUCUUUCCUCUCGAAUCUCUAUUUGAGAAAAUAAGAAAGAUUCCAUGAUGGGUUUCAUUUCAGGGAGUUGUGUUGACGCACAAAAAUAUGAUUGCAAAUGUUGCUGGUUUUAACACGAAUGUCCCAUUCAACCCAUCUGAUAUGUGAGAUAAUCUUCCCACAUAUUUCUAUUUUUCCCUGUUAAGAUUAUUACCAAUGCCGGCAUGCCUUUUACAUGGCCAAAAGUUUGAUAUAUUCUGCCACUUUUGCAGUUACAUAUCGUAUCUUCCUUUGGCACACAUCUAUGAGCGUGCUAACCAAGUUGCAUUAGCGUACUACGGAGUUGCUGUUGGUUUCUACCAAGGGGUACGAGCGUUUGUUGAAGAAUUAUUUAUGUUGAAUCUAAUGUUAUUUUUAUUUUACAACCCUACUUCAGCAGCCUCUCAUAGAUAGCAAAAAUAGUGUAAAAAUGUAAGCAAAUGGAUCUCCCUAUAAGAUGAGUAAUACUGGUGCUGAUUAUUUUUUCGUGUUCUGGUUAGGUUAUUAUCAUUUCUUUCCUUUUUUCACUAACAUUCAAAAGUAAAUGUAUCUUUCUGAAAUAUAUGUACAUACAUAGUGCUGAAUAUGGUCAUCUGCAUCCAGGACAAUUUGAAAUUAAUGGAUGAUCUGGCAGUGCUAAGACCGACGAUUUUCUGCAGCGUUCCUCGUUUGUAUAACAGAAUCUACGCUGGGCAAGUUAUUACGUUCCUUUUCACACCUGUGAUAAUUCUCACCAAUUUGCCACAAAUUUAUUCAGGAAUGCUUAACCUGUAAAUUUUACAGCAUUAUGAAUGCAGUAAAGACAUCUGGGGCCUUAAGGGAGAAACUUUUUACCACUGCCUUCAAUUCCAAGAUGCAAGCAAUAGCUAAUGGUAUUACUUUCUGUUAAAUUUCGCCAGUUUUCGUUUGUUUGUUUCAUGUUCUAGCCAAUGGAAGAAAAUACUGUCAUUAUAGCGGAUAUCCAUUCUGUUUUACGUAUUUCAGCUUUUUUCUGCAACUUGUUUUGGUGGCCUAGGUCGUUAUUCUCUCUCUCUCUCUCUUACUUCCAUUCUCGUUUUCACUUAUUCACUCGCUCAUUCACUCACUCACACUAAGGCAUUUACAAUGAUAUCAAUUACACGUUCGUUAAAGAGCUAUAUUCUUAGCUUCAACAUGAUUGUUAUUGAUGGACUUUCCAUCUGAUCCAUAGGGUUCAACUGGCUUAAUGUUAAAAAAAAUAAAUCCCUCGUUUUUAAUUAAACAUUGCAUUGGCUUGGUCUUCAUGCUAAUAUGGUUCUAUUUAGGAUAAAAUAAAUCUCUUGCUAACGCAUGCUUACAUUUAUUUUCCUUCCCAAGGUCACCAUUUUAGUUAUCAAUAGAAGAUGAUGCACCACACUUUUGGCUUGAAACUAGGGGUGUCAAUGAGCUGGGCUAGGCCCAGAUCCAAGCGUGACACUGGAGUGGUUUCGUUUUUCAAGGUCCAGUCAUGACCUGUGGGACACUGAAGGAAUUGGGUUUGUGUCUAAACACGGGUGUGGGCGGAGUGGUUUGACUUGGAAGGGGUAUGUGCCUCCAUAUUUUCGGCUCACUUCUUUCCAAAACUCAGGCCAAGCCCUGAAAAGUGCUGGACCAGCCUAUUUCCAAGCCCAGAAAAAGGUGGACCAGGCUUCCAGGUUUGCCUGGCCUGUUGAGACACUGGAUAAGAUUCCUAGUAGUCCCAGAAUGUACCACCAAAUAGUUUCAAACUGUUACUACGGAAGUACGCAAUAUAUAUUACAAAACCAAACCAAAAGCACACCCCAUAUCAUGAUUUUAGCAGCCUGCUUACUGGUUACCCAAAAUAAGACUAGCUUGAUGAAGCAGCAAUACAAUACACGAACACCAUAAUUUGAAAUUUAUCAGACCAAUAUCUCACUCGGAGCCAAACAACACAGAUCCUCUGAAAUUCCAUGACGAAGAAAGACAUCAACCUACGGGUUUGCAUCAUGAACAAAAGUAAUCAUCAUCAUGCAUAUGGAUCCUGUAUCUUCCUUGAAGUAAACCUAGGUAGACAACUUGCAUGCAGUCAAGGUUUCCAGAAUCUGAAUUUCAUCUCAGUUUGGAUUGGUUUGAUCUCCUGAUUCGGAUCGCCAGCCUUAUCACCUGGUCCAGAGGGAUAAAACUGAUUUGGGUUCCAAUGUAAAGAAAAUAUUCAGUAUUUUGUAAGUUUUCAUGAUUAUACCGUUGUCAGGUAAACAUAUAAAAUUAAUGUUUAAACAUUAUUAACUGAACAGCUUCUGCCAUACAAGAUUGUCUCCCAGUCUCCAUGGAGACAAUGGGUGCAGCAGCAGUAGCUGCUGUUGUUAUGUAAUCAACAAUAAGCAUGCCCACUGGCAGAAAACACAAACUAACGUAAAGCCUUCUCCCUCUUUAAAAUUCCAGCUGGGGACUGGGCAUCAAGACCGUUUGGGAGAUCCCUGAUUAUGGUUUGUGUUGGAUGAUUCUCUGAAUCACAACAUUGAAGGGCCAAAAAAGGGUGCAUAAACAAAGGCUCUAGAUAACUUGAAGAACAAUACAUUCUUUUUUACAUUCAUUUUCUUCCUUUAUUUUGAAAUAUGUUCUUUUAACUAUUUUCUCAUUUCUCAGUUUUGCACCAUACGGCAUUAAAUUAGGACUUUGAAUUUAAUUCAGGUAAAAAACCGUCACCUAUUUGGGAUAGACUGGUUUUCAAUAAGAUAAAAGCAAGAGUUGGAGGGCGUGUACGCUUCAUGGGUUCUGGAGCUUCACCAUUGUCUCCUGAUGUCAUGACUUUCUUGAGGGUGUAAGUUUAUUUACUUGCUCAUCAUGUGUGCAGCAUCUUCAUUAUUUUAUGUUCCUUGAUCCCUCUUCUUCACGAUUUUUCACAUUUUUAAAAGUAAUGUGUUUGCCAUUUUGAAUAGAUGCUUUGGUUGUGAAGUUAUUGAGGGUUAUGGAAUGACGGAGACUUCAUGUGUUAUAAGUGCUAUGAAUCCUGGUGACAACCUCACAGGUCAUGUUGGUUCUCCUAAUGCUUCAUGUGGUGAGUGUUGCUUUGCUUAGGGUCUUCAUGUUUCGAAAUUGACUGCAUGAUCUCUUUUCUCAAUUUCAGUCUUACCUUGACUUCCUAUUUAACAUGAUGUGGGUUCAGUUUUCAAAUCUUAUUGAUAGUUUCGAUCCAUAAGUGUGUGCACGCGAGAACGGAACAUAAGAUGAACUGCUGUCAAAUUUUAUUGUUGAAGAAAAAAUUAUUUACUGAAAUGACAACAUAAGAAUUUUUUCCAUAUACUUCAAAUUUUAUCUUCGAAACUUUGUAAUAAUUAUUUAUUUAAAUCUUUUUACUUUCCUCAGAAAUCAAACUUGUUGAUGUUCCUGAGAUGAACUACACGUCUGAUGAUCUCCCAUAUCCUCGUGGUGAAAUUUGUGUGAGGGGUCCCAUUAUUUUCCAAGGCUACUACAAGGAUGAUUUGCAGACGUAAGCUGGUUCCAUUUCUUUAAACUUUGGUUGUUCUUUGUUCUUGAUUUAACAGAUAAAUAACGUGACAGGAGAGACGUGAUUGAUGAAGAAGGAUGGUUUCAUACUGGGGACAUUGGACUUUGGUUACCUAGUGGGCGCCUGAAGAUCAUUGAUAGGUAAAUUUCAUGAAUCACACAACUUUGAAAUUCUGCUUCAUUUUUCCCUCUGUGUUAAAGUAUCUGAGAAGGUUCAUGAAUUUCUUACUGUUUAGUAGUAGAAUGCUACUGGACUACCCACCUCUGUGUUAAAGUAUCUGAGAAGGUUCAUGAAUUUCUUACUGUUUAGUAGUAGAAUGCUACUGGACUACCCACCUCCUGUGUUCUUCCUCCUCUCUGCAUUAAAAUUCUACCUAAAAGAAAUAGAAAACUCACUAACAUCAAUCUAUCAGCCGGCAAUUUCUCAUAAUAUAGUUCCUAGCUGUUACCGAAUUCAUUAAAGGUUGACCGGGCGAGCUUUAUGGGAACAACGUAAGACUUCCACUAGUCUUUUAACGAAUUUCUUCUUACCGCAUUCUAAAGUUUCUAUCCUGUUUGGCCAUUAGCUAUAUAUCGUUGACUUUCACCGACCUUGACAAAUGUCAACUGGGCGGAUAUCUUAAGAUAUAUGAUAUGGCGCCUUCAGACAGAGGGCUCCACGGUGGCGAAUUUUCAUCAGCAGGGGUUCCUAGUGAAUUAGUCCCACUUUUUAUUGCCGUUGACAGGCCCCAUAGUUUGAAUGGUUAGUCUCAACGUCAGUCUCUUCUAGCAUUAGUAUCCUCCAUAGAGAGAAUCACAUUCUGUCCAUUUUAUUAGUUCAUCAACAAUGUGAAAGCAUCAGCUAAACACCUAAUGGCUUAAUGAGGAUCACUGAUUGUCUUGUUCAGAAACUUUACUAGGCUACAAACCGAAUAUGGUUCUCUUGCCUCUUUUGCGUAUGAUUGUCUUGUUAAUGCAAGGAGAUUGUAUUGCCUGAAUGGAGAUCUUAUCAUGGGAUGUAUUGGAAUUGGUUUUUCAGUUUUAAUUCCUAUAAUUCUCCAGUAGUUAACCAAGAUAAGAAAUUAUUAUAUUUCUUGUUAGCGUUAAUGGCAUGAAAGUCCAUAUUCCUCACUUAAAUGGCCCAAUGAUUUCCGCUGUAUUCUAUUCAUGGUAAUUCUGCAGAGGAUAAUUGCUGCGGUUGACUUAAUGAACAAUUUUACGGGUUUAUGUUUUCCUAGCCAUUUAUUUUCUGCAUUUUCCUCUUUUUUUCUCUUGGUCAGCCUGUUUUCACCUGUCCCUUGAAACCGUGAAGAUUUUUCCUCAUAGUUAUCCUUUGCACUCGCUUAUUUUAUGUCUUUUUAGGUGGAUUUCUUGAUUUUCUAGGAUUAUAUCCUUGAAAAUUAGGGUCUAAUUUCCAUUCGUUGCCCUUUUUUUGUCUGAUUUUUUCGUUGAUAAUUAUUUAUAUCGAGUCUAAUGAUCCUCCACUCUGGCAAUAGAAAGAAGAACAUCUUUAAGCUGGCCCAGGGCGAGUACAUCGCUCCAGAGAAGAUUGAGAAUGUAUACGCCAAGUGCAAAUUCGUCGCCCAGUGCUUCGUUUAUGGUAAGCCGGAUCUCCAAUCUUUCUGGAGCUCAUCCGCCCGCAUUUCAUAUAAUUCGCAAGAUAAAUUAUUAAUACAUAUCAACGCGCCUGAUUUCGUCUGCGGACUUUCGGAUCGGUUGACAUUUCUCAUGGAACAGGGGACAGCUUCAACGCCAGCCUGGUAGCAGUAAUCUCAGUUGACCAAGACUCCCUGAGGGGCUGGGCAUCAUCAAACGGCGUUCAGGUGCUUGCUUCCCAGCGUUGACUUUUUUAAAGAUAAAUCCAGCUUGUGAGGCUAUAACCGGCCAUCUGUUCUCCGCAGUACGAAGAUCUGGAGCAAUUGUGCAGGGAUCCCAGAGCCAGAGCUGCUGUUCUGGCGGACUUGGACGCCAUUGGAAGGGAAGCCAAGGUUGGGUGCCCAUGCCCUUCAUAAAUCUAAUAUAAUAUCACCAUUUUCACAUAGUUUCAAAUCUAUAAUUCCCAUAUCUUCUCAUCUUGGUCUACAGCUGAGGGGAUUUGAAUUCGUCAAAGCCGUGACCUUGGUGCCGGAGCCUUUCACCUUGGAGAACGGCCUUCUCACUCCCACAUUCAAGGCAAGCCUUCCAGCUCUCCCAUAUCAAUAAAUAAAUAGUUUAAACUAGAUUAAGUAAGUCAACGCCCCCCCCCCCUUUUGGUCCCUGACUUCACCUAGUAAUAACUUUCUUAAUUUUAUUUUCUUAGAUUAAAAGGCCUCAAGCAAAGUCAUACUUCAGCAAGGCGAUUGCCGACAUGUAUGCUGAGCUGGCAGCCUCUGACCCGGAUUCGAAGAAAGGGCUUUGA
This is a messenger RNA of Spirodela intermedia, 10566 nucleotides long. NCBI's taxonomy places the organism in Eukaryota, Viridiplantae, Streptophyta, Magnoliopsida, Alismatales, Araceae. The record is from the annotation of a GenBank genome assembly.